AGGAAGGGCGUCGAAAAGAAAAAAAAAGCGAGGGAAAGAGGAUUAAGGUAGAGGAAGAAAAGAGGAAGUGGAGAACGAAGAAGAGGAAGAGAAAUUGGAAGGAAGUGAGGAUCGAAGGAAGGAAGACGCAUGCACGGAAUGCACUCACGCGCGUCAACGCUGCUGGACAACGCGAGAGGGAGUAACUGAGAGAGAGAGAGAGAGAGAGAGAGAGAGAGAAAGGAUCCCCGAGGGAGACACGUAAUAUAAAGGAAGACAAGGGAAAGAAACGGGAGUGCGGAUGGGAAACUGUACAUAAGGUGGCUGUCAAUUUGAUAUGGAAUCAAGAAUGCCUGGAGGUGCGCUGAUUAUAAAUGAAUAUUGUUGGCACGUCGGAUUGGUGUUUCGUCCUUCCGGAUGGUCGCUUAUCGAGUUGUGCACGUUGUUGUAAAUUGUUUCACGUUGUCUGUGGUGUUUGAGAAUCGACGUCGGGAGACGUGAACGUUUAAGUGCGUCGGCACGCGGCGGCAUUAUCGCGCGAGGCCGCACGACGAAAAAGCCGACGAAAGGCCGCACAUUGUACCGGACCGAUAGAGCAAGGUGGCCCCGACAGUCUCCUGCCAGCGAGUCCGCCGGACGCCUUCAGGCAAAGCGUCCCUCGAAAUUCGCGGACGCGGGAGAAGCGCGAGAGGGCCCGAGGGAGGGAGAGAGGCCGAACGAGAGAGGAGAGAGGAGAGAGGAGAGGGCUCGUGCAUCGGCGACAGACUGCACUCAGGGCGCAAGCGUCCACGUGUGUGCGUUCCUAUGCCCUAACCCUGUCCCACUCCUAGUGAGUGCUGCGUCCUCCACUAGUCCCACUCCGUACUCGCUCCCACUCGCACGGCACGUCAACCCCCUCUGAGGUUUCCACCACUGCUCCACCGCUGUUGCUAUUACCACUACCAUUACCGCCACAACUACUACGACGACAACUGCUACCGCUGGCACUACUAUUACCAGCGUCCGAAAACCCCACCAGGCGUCGGCGUCCUUUCCCCCUCCACGCUUCCCAGUCGUCGACGAAACCGACGACGACGACAACGCGACAUCCCUUCCAGCCUUACCAGCCGCUACUCUUGGCGCACGCUACGUCACGCGUGACGUCACCGGCUCCACAUACAAACGCCCAACGGCAAAACGUACACACGGGAGCGCCCAUAUAUCCCGACACGAGUCGCAUCGUGUCCAUCGACACACGAGCGUCCCGACGCCUACGUACACGCACGUGCGUCGUCACGACGCCGCUGCUGCACUUCCUUGCCCGCUCUCUCACGCAUGCUCCUCGUCGCACGCACGGACGAGCUAUCAGCCUCUACCCCGGCACCAGGAGCCGCGAAGCUCCAGCAUCAAGGCGCCCAAGAGAGAGAGAGAGAGAGAGAGCGCGCGAGAGAGCAGGAGAGGGAGAGAGAGCGGAGAGAAAGAAGGACGGAAGGAAGCUGAACGGACUGACGGAGAGGAGGAGUAUAUACGGAGAAGAGGCUGGAGAGAGAGAGAGAGAGAGAGUGGGAGUGGGAGAGAGAGAGGGAGAGAGAGGGAGAGAGCGUGCGCUCGUAUCCACGCGGGAACACGAGGCAGCAGGCGCACCCGGCCGGCACACAUAUACAUCCCUAAGAUGUGAUUUCAAAAAUGGCGGAUUGCCCCUAUGCCCGCUGCAUACAGGAACGCAGGCACAUUCGACGGGAGCUGCUGCGAUGGACAAAGAAUAUGGUCUUCGUUGUCGGUUUGGAACGGGUAGCGGAAGAGUUGAUGGGCCGUAGGAGAUGGAAGCAAUACCAGGACACCCUGUACAGCAGCACUCGGAGCGAAUCAGCAACGCAACCUCACCGGCUCUACCCGGCGUCCUCGUGCAACCCCCCCGGCUCGAACCAAGGUCACCGUCAGAUAUCGGGGCCGCUGACGGUGAAGCAAGAGCCGCGGCUUCCGAAUCACGUCGACGAGGAGCCACGGCGUCUCAGGUCGGAGGAGAUCAAGGUCGAGGUCGAGCUCGAGGCUGCGGAGGUGACACGGGACCAGGUCCUGGAGGAGGACGACGACGAGGAGGAGGAGAAGAAGCUCAAGCUCGCCGAGGACGCGGACCGAUCGGUCAGCCCUCUGAGGGAGGUGGACCGUCAUCCAUCCCAAGAGAGGGAUCCGGUCAACGUCGCGGACACGGAAGGGACCAAGGAACGGAUAGAGAAGCUCGCGUUGGAGCGGACACCCGCGACGCAGGGCUUACUGAGGGUGAAGAAGGAGGAGGAGCUCCAGGAGGCACCGAGCUCUGCAGUCUGUUUAGUGACAGGAGAGACGGAAGUGAGCGGGUCAGGGCCCAAGGAGGUGGUCAACACGCCGGAGAGCAUCGUCGGCGCGGUACCAUUCCUCGGAAGCAGACGAGCGAGUCCGCCACCCGAGGAUUGGAAACCCCUGGACAAAUGUUACUUCUGUCUCGAUGGCAAGCUGCCACACGACGACCAGCCGCCCCUUAGCCCUCAGAGUGACAGUAGCAGCAGUUCACGAUCGGCCGAGUCCCCGAUGUCGGUCCAAGUCGACCCCAUGGCAGCAUCCGUGGUGGCAGCAGCCCUUAGCGGCACCUACCCCACCUUACUGCCUCAAUGGUGUCUACCCCCGAGGGAAGCACCCCUCGUGGGUAUCCCGACACAUCAAGAAAGUGCCCCGGCAGUUGAUCAGCCUCUCGACCUCUCGGCUAAACCUAAAAACUCUCAGGACAACAACAUAUCCCUAUUGGAACAACAAAAAAUACCUCUCAGGAUGCCGGCAGGCAUCGAUCCCAAGAGCAUCUUCAACUCGUGCUACCGUGCGAAACCACGGCUGACCGGUCCGGCCGGAGUUGGCGGGGUCCCCGUGGUGGGUGCUGCUGGUGGCCGUAGGACCUACACCGAGGAGGAACUGCAAGCCGCCCUCAGGGACAUUCAAAGCGGCAAGCUGGGCACUCGCAGGGCUGCAGUUAUUUACGGGAUACCUAGGAGCACUCUGAGGAACAAGGUCUACAAGCUCGCGAUGGAACGCGAAAGGGACGCCUCCCUGACUAGCACCCAUUCACACCCUCACGAGCCUGGCGUCCCAGCCACACCAAAUACAACCCAAAACGCCUCCGCAACCAGUCCGCCCCCGCAAGUGGAUGAGGUGGACGAUAAGGAGCUCUCUGGGGCGGAAGAGGAGAAGGAAGUUGAGAAGGCGUUACUGAAGCCCCUACUGUCGUUAGAGGACCUUGUGAGGUUCUCAGCCCUGGAGGGUAGCGGUGGCGAUUCCCUGAGGACGUUGCUGCAGCGUGGCCAGGAAACGGGUACCGAGUGGCCGGGAUUCGAACACGCAAAUAUCGGUCCAUACAUUCAGAAGAUGCUGGCAGUUGCAGGACCUUUCAAAGGAGGUAUGGAAACGCAGGACUAUAGGAUCCCCGAAGUGAUGCGAAGGCUCAUGAGCGAGGAUAAGAAAUUGAAUAAGGAUGUGAAUGGCGAUCAGCAUCAUCCACAGAGCCAGGUCCAUUCGCAGCAACAGUCCCAGCAGCAAACGCAAUCACAAGUGACGCACCAACAGGCACAGCAAGUGCGCAGACCCAUCACGAACGAUGAUUUUAAUCCCAGUAUAGAAGAAGAGGCGAGCGACAGUGCUCAAAGUAGAGCGAUACUGAAAAUUCCGUCCUACAAACCGGCAAGUACGCCGGGAUCGAGCAAAAACGGGGAGCCAACCUCAGCGGCGUUCGCGCAGAGCUUCGCCGCGACCGCUAGCAGCGCCGCCGGAAGUCCAGGUCUCCUGGAGCGCGUCAGUCCCGCCUAUUCCGGCACUAGCAGUCCCACGAAUUCCCUGGUGGGCAAGGGUGUCGGGGUGAACUUCCGGGACGUCAUUGCUAAAAGUAUUAGCGUUAAAUUCCAGGAAGGUCAGGGAGGCCUGUCGCAGGGUGUCGUGCAGACGCCUAUGAUGGUCGACCCGAAUCCCUUCAAAAGAGGAAGGUACACGCCUCCUCAACCACCUCAGUCACAACCACCGAAACCAACUCAGGAUAACAAACCGAAACCCGGGACUGGUGGCAAAGGCACAAGGCCGAAACGUGGCAAGUAUCGGAAUUACGAUCGCGACAGUCUCGUUGAGGCUGUGCGAGCUGUUCAGCGCGGUGAAAUGAGUGUUCAUCGUGCGGGAAGUUAUUAUGGAGUACCACAUUCCACUUUGGAGUACAAAGUCAAGGAAAGACAUUUAAUGAGACCGCGAAAGAGGGACCAGAAACAACCGGACGAUAAAGCCAAGGAGGCAGCAACCGCAGCGGCUAUGAGGCAAGCCGGACCCGAUAAGAAGCCUCAGCUCAAGCCUCAGAAGCCAUUCACACCUCCAGGACCUAUACCAGGGCCAAACGGCCUUAAAAUGCCACCCUUCAUGGAUGGUAUGCCUCACCUACCGUUCGCUCAUCCCUUCAACUUCUGGGGCCCAACGCCUUUCAUAGGCUCGCCAUUUAUGACCGGUGCACCGAAUGUCCCGACUAUGCUACCGGAACAGUACUUCGCGACGCAGAGGAUGCGCGGUCUGCAGGAGCAGCAGAGGAACGCGAUAGUACAGCAACAGAGGGAUAGGGAAGGGAUGAACGUGGCUGCGGAACCGGGAACGUCGAACCAACGAGGUUCUGGUAUGGGGAAAUCAACACGCGAGAUAGCAGAGAGCCUGUAUGACGGAACGGGAGCUAAUGGUAGUUUCCUGGACAACCUGAUCAGGUCCAGUCUCGAGACGGGAAUACCCCGGGACCAGCGAGCUAUCACCGAAGCCAGAAAUCAACAGCAGCAACAACAGCAGCAGCAGCAGCAGCAGCAACAGCAACCUCAGCAACCACACCACCCCGAGGCCAUGAGCAGCAAGGCCUUGAUAGAUCAGCUCUGCCGUAACUCCAGGAGGACACCGCUACCCAGGAUGCCUCAGGAUAGCAGCGAGGACGAGAGCUAUCGGACACCCGGUCGAGUUCUCCCCGAGAGACCCGAGAGGGUACCCACAGUCGAUCUCAGCCCGUCACCCUCGGAACGUGGGCGCGCCGACGAUGGAAGUGAUCGUCUAACCUCACCGCCCACGCCACUCUCGGUCUCCAGAGCAGGAAGCAGGGACGAGGAAACGAGGGAUUCCUUGAGGAUCGACCGUAGUAGCCGGGAACGUGAGGUCCAUAACGGUCAGGAGGACCGGGAUCGGGAAAGAAAGACUUUGACCUUGCAGCAACAGCUGAAUCACUACCCGGACUUACACAACCUCUAUGCCGUAUCAACUGACAAAAAAAGUGCCUGUGAUAGUAAGCUUAUAGUAGAUCAUUCGAGCCAGAAGACUCAGCAGCCGCAGCAACAGCAACAACGACAACAGCAGCAGCAGCAGCAGCAACAACAGCAAAAGGAUUACUCGGCCAUGAGUGGCCUGGUGGUGCAAUUGCAGAGGGGCUACAACACCGGAACAAGCAGGUCCGGUGAGCAGUCGCAGAACAGCCAGCAGCCACAAGAUCGCGGCGCUGUGCUCAGCAUGGAAGACUCCGUAGAGCAGUAGACGAAGUCAGUAUCUUCUCGUAAAGUAUACAGUUACAGUAACGAUACAGUAACCAUCCCAAUAUCCAUAUCCAAUCAUUCGCAUAAACCUACAAAAGUCCGCCUUGUCCGUUCCUUUCGGUUACAAGAAUUAUGAACAAGGAUCCCAAUGAGUUUUGCUAUGCGCAUAAAUACAUAUAUCGUUUCAACAAGACUUUCAAAUACAGUCACAACAGUAUUUACACAAUAUACAAUUUUAUUCCGCUUUAACAUCACAAUGGAUCCUUGUUCACGUUGUGGUACCCAAUGCCUAGUAUAAAGAAUCCCUUGUCUUCACCGUCGUGAGGAUAAGGGAGAUACCAGUCUGCAACAAAUUUUGCGAACACUACACCACUGACCGUAAACAAUAACAACAAGAAAAAUGAUAUCACUGCGAAUCCACCAGUAAAUGCAACGUCACCGUGCAACCGUAGGAGACGCGCGCGAGACUAGAGUCUCUGCGCAGUCGCACGUGCGCGGUAACGACUUUUUCGACUAUGGCGAUUUAAAAAAAAAAAUAUUAAAUAUGUGUAUUAAAACAUAUUACGACACGAAAAUGAAAAACAACCAGACGCGAAACGCUCGUCACGAGCCACGCAUCCAUCUGAAUACCAAUUUUACAGUAAGACAUAUUCGACGAUCCACGUAAUUACACUACACGCGCAUUUCCACAUCGUGACACAUCCGCAUUUACCUCCUAUACCGCAAAAAUAUAUAUAUAUAUAUAUGGAAAAACGAUGAAACACUAGAAACACCCUACAUAACACUUAUCACAUCCAUCGCAGUCCGGCGUAUGUUCGUAGUAGAUAUCUACCUAACACACGUACUCACACGUGGUACGCGCGUAUUAAAAAAAAAAAAAAUAAAAAUGGAGACGCGCAACGUACUCACCGUACUAUGAAAAUAA
Messenger RNA from Cephus cinctus (wheat stem sawfly), 6441 nucleotides. RefSeq names its product mushroom body large-type Kenyon cell-specific protein 1 (gene Eip93F). Gene Ontology annotation, biological process: regulation of transcription by RNA polymerase II. Lineage: Eukaryota; Metazoa; Arthropoda; Insecta; Hymenoptera; Cephidae. Bases 1645 to 5517 code for a protein of 1290 amino acids. The transcript has 10 exons. Gene Ontology annotation, cellular component: nucleus. The record is from RefSeq and is a predicted model, not a curated record. Gene Ontology annotation, molecular function: DNA binding.